AAGUACUCUAAUUAAAUAACCUAAAUAUUUAUGUGUCUUUUAAAAAAAAAUUCCAUUACCUGUAAAAAUAAUUCGUUUUCAUAUUUUAACAAAAAAUUGUUCUUUGUCUUAAAGAAAUAUUUGCAUUAAAAAUUGGAUCAUUUGUCAAAAAUAAAUUCCGCAAUUGCCAAUAAAAAAAAGACAGCAGCGGUCACUUUAGAAAUUCCGUUGAAGAGGCUCAAAAAAAAAAAAAAUCUAACAAAAAAGGAUCAUAGGACAAACAUGGCGUUUCCAGCAUUUAAGAGUGUACUUUCAGUUGCUUUGUUAUAUGUUUUAUAUCAGGGUAAUAAUGAAUAUGAUGUUCAUACAAUAUCGGAAUGGAAAAAUUCUAAACGGUCAAGAAAUUUGGCCGAAUUUUUUCCCCAGAAAACGGGAAUAAGUGGAGAAAACUACGGGAAUAACGAACACGCACAAUAUGGCAACGCAGGGUUGCAAAUAACAAAUUAUAACAAAAGUAGAGUAUCAAAUGUCAUGGACUUAUUUCAAGAUGUAGAUAUAACAGGUAGCAGUUGGGAUAAUUAUUGUUCACAAAAUGAAAAAUUUGACAGCCAGUACUGGGAAAAUCAUGAAGACCCCUUUGAGCAAGCUUCCACCUCUGUACCGGAAGCAUAUGAAAUUCCAGAAGAAGAUUCUUCUAUAAAAACAGCCCCUACAAGUAUUAAAAAAAAUAAGAAAAAAUCUAAAGGUACCUCUAAAACACGUAAUAGUCAAAAAAAAAAAAAUCCCGUGGAAGGUAGAAACACUACACAUAAGACAGAAAAUCAAAAAUAUAAAGUUCAAAUAAUUGAUUCUCGCAGUACAAAUAGUACUAAAACUAAUGAAGGACGUGACACUUCUAAAGAUCUUGCAAAAUUUGAAAAACAAUUAUCCCAAAAACAAUUAAAACAUAUCAUUAAAAAUUUAAAUGAAAUCAUGACCACUGGAGAAAUAAUUAGUAUAUACAACCAAGUUACAGCAAUGGAAAAACAAAAAUUUUAUGAGGUACUGAAAAAUUUGGCGAUUUUUUGGGAAGAUUUAACAAAAGAGCACUGUAUACCACAUGAUUUUGUAGCUAGAAAAUGGACUAACAUUUAUAGGGAUCUAACAUACGAUUUAAUUGCAUUAGAAGAAGAAUUACACGUGUUUGCAUUGGACUUAAUCAAUGACAACACGUAUACAAAUUUCAUCUUUGUUGAUGUUAUAGAUAAAAUUCAAUUUCAUUGGGAAGAAUUUAUUUUUAAGAAGGAUAACGAUACCAAAGAAUACUUCAGAAAAAAAAUAAAAGAAUAUUACAAAAAAACACAUAAUAUUUCCUGGUUUUAA
Molecule: messenger RNA, 1341 nt
Organism: Plasmodium vivax (malaria parasite P. vivax)
Lineage: Eukaryota; Apicomplexa; Aconoidasida; Haemosporida; Plasmodiidae
Product: Phist protein (Pf-fam-b)
Exons: 2
Coding region: 262-1341 (359 amino acids)
Source: RefSeq, a predicted model, not a curated record